UGUACUCCUCCAGUGUAAGCCCUAUUCCAGUCGAAGGAGGACUCUUUUCCGGAAUCUUGGAUCAGCUGGGGAAUCAUUUUUUAAUAUGCGCACUCUUCUGAAUCUGGAUUAAUUGGUUAUAGAGCAAAGGAAUUGUUGGAUUACCUUCACAACACUGGAAUAUAUAAAAUGAUUUAGAGGGAAAUAAAAAACACUGGGGGCAGCAAUACGCAAUAGCUGCGUCAAGGCUGACUAAACCAAAGAAAAAGAAGAAGAAGAUUAUUUGUCGAACAGAUUUGGCUUUCCCCAUCCGGCGGAAGUUACGCGCCAGUGUGUAUAAACAUGCACAUGUGGUACCGCACGCUACCACGUUGAAGUCGUUGCCCAGGUAAACCUUUGAAUAUUAAUAUUCCUACUGAGUUGAAAACGUGGAUGAGAGCAGUAUGGAUGCAAACGGACAGUAUCCUCCGCCGGACUUUGGCUGUCCUCCUCCAAAUACGUUCAUGAUGCCCCCCACUUCUCAACGUCCACCCGGCUCCAGCAACUUCCAUCCUAGCAUGUGGAACUGGAGCGAGACGCCCUCCGACCCGUGGGCCUACAACACCGGCUGGCAAGGCGGCCCGCCGCCCGGUACUGGGAACUACGAUGGACGCUAUGACGGUCCAGGACACCAUCAACAUGGGCAACAUUUUAAUCGCGGAUGGAGUCGAGGCAGGGGCUACAACAAUGGGCCGCCAAACAACUAUGGAAAAAAGCAGAAAUUUAAGAAGGAACCAGAGUACCUCUAUUUUUGUGACCCUUGUGACCAGGGCUUCAAAACUGAAGAAAAACACAGCGAACAUAUGUCCCAGCACAUCAAGUGCUCUUUUGCUGACUGCAGCUUCACUGCUCAUGAAAAAUUGGUCGCCAUCCACUGGAGAAAUAGCCACGCUCCUGGUGCGAAGAGAAUCAAGCUGGAGACGCAGGAGGAGAUCACAAAGUGGAGGGAGGAGAGACGAAGGAACUACCCGACGGUCGAUAAUGUCGAGAAAAAGAGGAAAGUACAGGACGUCCGCGAGGAGGGCGGAGGGGUGCUUGAGACGGCCCAGUUCGGGCGAAUGAGAGGCAGAGGCAGAGGGCGGGGGAGGGGGCGUGGCAACAACAGGUUCCAGAGGGGUGCCCAAGGAGGCUAUCAGAACCAGGGGAAUGGCGCCCCGGGGGGGCCCCCCGCCCCUCCUCCAGCAGCCAGCGACAGGGACCCCCUAGGUGCCCUCGUCAGCGACGAGCCAGACUCUGAUAAAGAGGAUUCCUCGGGGACCUCCAAGCAGGGUUUAGUGGUGGCCCCUAAACAGAUGAGCUCAGGACUGGGGUCCCUGGUGGCCAGCUAUGGCUCGAUGACGGAGAGCGACAGUGACGAGGAACCCCAGGCCCUCCCCAUUCAGAGGGCUAACCAGCGAGGGACCCAAGCCCCGCCCCAAUCCCUUUCACGGGGGCCCCAGGAUGCAGAGACGCCCCUGGGUUCACACCCCGGAGCCUCCCCCCAGGACCAAUACAGAGGCAGGGGAGGACGAGGACGGGGGCGGGGCCGAGGGGGAAGGGGCAGGCGAGGGGGAGGUCACAUGACUCCCCAGAAACGGGCGACGCUACUGGAGAUGUUGCUGGCGCCCGACAUUCGUCACGAGAGGAAUGUGCUGCUGCAGUGCGUGCGCUACGUCGUGCAGAGCACCUUCUUCGGCCUAGAGGGCCAACCCAAGGACCGGCAGGCCUCCCCUGCGGCCAGCCGCCGGGGCCUCCCUCAAUCAGCCUGCGCGGCUGACGAAGAUGAGCGCCAGACCGGAAGCGCAGAGAAGACUGCAAAAUCGACGCAGGAAGUCUCCGCAGAAGAGCCUCUAGCAUACUUUCAGGGAACUUCCGAAACGGAGGCAGACGGUGACGAGUCCGGCGCCAAGGAGACCGGGGCGAGCGAGCAGACUGCAAUGAACCCAGCGGAAUCGGAAAAAACGCAAAACAGCGAGCAAGCGGAGUCUGUUCCAAUGGUCGAGGAAACGCAGGGCGACAAAGAUCCCGACAUCGCCACGACGACCACAGAGGAAGUCGCACCCACCCGUCUAGUUGAUGAAGAAAUAUGGGAGUACUAGAUCUCACAGGCAUCAGAAUAACAAAAUGUGAUCACUUAUAUAUAUGUCAUAUCGAAUCGAUUUGGUUAUGUUAAACACUUGUGAAACUCUUAUCCUUGUUCGUAUCCUUUUGUUUUUCUUCAAAUCAAAUUAUUUUUCUAAGAUGCCAUGCAGUGUACAAUUUGAUAUUGUGAAAUUAAAUCAAAUUCUUGGUAUAAGUACUUUGUUUUGAC
Gadus chalcogrammus (walleye pollock) is the source of this 2308-nucleotide messenger RNA. RefSeq names its product nuclear FMR1 interacting protein 1 (gene nufip1). NCBI's taxonomy places the organism in Eukaryota, Metazoa, Chordata, Actinopteri, Gadiformes, Gadidae. The transcript has 10 exons. The record is from RefSeq and is a predicted model, not a curated record. Gene Ontology annotation, cellular component: nucleus. Gene Ontology annotation, molecular function: RNA binding. Gene Ontology annotation, biological process: box C/D snoRNP assembly. The coding region runs from base 423 to 2096 and encodes 557 amino acids.